Messenger RNA from Cladocopium goreaui, 1221 nucleotides. NCBI's taxonomy places the organism in Eukaryota, Dinophyceae, Suessiales, Symbiodiniaceae. The record is from the annotation of a GenBank genome assembly.
GGCCAGACGCGGCACAGCGCCAUGCCGGUGAAUGUCAGCUUCAAGGUGUCGGGCUCCGGUGGGACUUCAUUCUCACUGGAUUUGGAGCCUUCGAUGACCAUCAAGGAAGUCAAGGAAAAGGCUCAUGAACCGUCUGGAAUAGAGCCGGGCCAGAUGAAGCUGAUCUUCAAGGGGCGGAUCCUAAAGGAUGAUGACACUUUGGAGUCCACCAAGGUGGAAAAUGGCAAUACGAUGCACGUGGUGAAGUCAGCCCCAAGCGCCACCCCGGCUCCUACGUCGACCCCUGCAGCCACUGAUACCACGCCAGCCACGAUGCCACCGGCUGCUGCACCCACCCCGGCCGCGAAUCCAAUGGCAGCUUUGUUGGGCGGUAUGGGCGGAGCCGGUGGAGCUCCCGGAGCUGGUGGAGCUGGUGCGAACCCCAUGGCAGCCAUGAUGAACGACCCUGCUGCCAUGCAGGCCGCCAUGCAGAUGAUGGGCGGCAUGGGUGGUAUGGGGGGUAUGGGCGGCAUGGGCGCCCCUGGAUAUGGCGGACCCGGUGCACCAGGUGCAGGUAUGGGCGGUGGUUUCGAUCCAAAUAUGGUGGCAACCAUGCUGCAGAAUCCCGGGGUGCAGCAGAUGAUGCAAAAUUUGGCGUCCAACCCUCAGCUGAUGCAGCAGAUGAUCCAGAACAAUCCUAUGUUGCAGCAAAUGUCGCAGCGCGACCCGAUGUUCGCCCAGAUGAUGCAAAACCCAGAGCUCAUGCGAACGAUGCUCAACCCCCAGAUGUUACAGGGCCUCCUGCAGAUGCAGCAGGCCAUGGGCAACGCUGGCAUGGGCCCUGGUGCCCUGGGCGGUGGUGCCCUGGGCGGUGCCCUGGGCGCACCGGGCGCCACCCCGGGCGCGCCGACGGCGGGCGCCCCGGCGCGACGGCGGGCGCCCCGGGUGCGACGCCGACGCCGGGGAUGCCGCCGGAUGGAUCCAAAUGCCAUGGCUGCUGCGAUGCAGGCAAUGAUGGGAGGCAUGGGUGGAGCUGGAGGUAUGCCAGGGCUGGGUGGCAUGGGAGGACCCCUUGGUGGAGCAGCUGAUGGAAGGCCUGCGGAAGAGAGAUUCGCCACACAGUUGGAGCAGCUGACCAAUAUGGGCUUCCCAGAUCGACCCUCCAACAUCCAGGCUCUACAGAUGGCCAACGGUGACGUGAACCAGGCCAUCAACUUUCUUUUGGGCGGCGAUGCCCCCUGA